Aspergillus vadensis CBS 113365 is the source of this 1032-nucleotide messenger RNA. RefSeq names its product putative integral membrane protein Pth11-like. The transcript has 4 exons. Lineage: Eukaryota; Fungi; Ascomycota; Eurotiomycetes; Eurotiales; Aspergillaceae. The record is from RefSeq and is a predicted model, not a curated record. Bases 1 to 1032 code for a protein of 343 amino acids.
AUGUCCAACAGUGUCUUCGGAGAUCCUCCUCCAGGGACGGACUUGACAGCCAGCCGGCGUGGAGUGAACAAUGCAGCUGUUAGUGUCACAUACGUGCUGGCGGCCAUCGCCAUUGCCUUUCGAUUUCUCGCGAGAACGCGGGUGCAACAAGCUUCCAUUGCCGCGGAUGAUUGGAUGAUAGUUGCUGCUUUGGUACGUACUUGUGACCAUUUCUCACCCUCUUCAGGAGGCUACUAUGGCCUUGGAAAGCAUGUAUGGGCUAUACCCCUAGACGAUGUGAUCAAGGUGGUGCAGAUUCUGUUCGCAUAUGUCCUCAAAUACGUCGUUACCGUGCCCUUGAUCAAGCUCUCGGUCAUCCUCUUCUACCGUCGCAUUUUCGGAAUGAACAAGGCGAUGUGGCUCUGCGUCGCAUUGACCAUCGGAUAUUGGUUUUCUUGCACCGUCGCCUUCCUCGUCUGUUGCCGGCCUGUCUCAUACUAUUGGACGCAGUAUGCUGAUCCCGCUGGUGGCCGCUGCGUCUACAGUCUUUACCCAUUCUAUAUUGGAAAUGCCGCUGUGAACGUGACGACGGACGUGAUCAUUCUGCUGAAGGUUUUGGUCUGCAGCAUUUUCCUACUUGGCAGCUUUGUCUGCGUGGCGAGUCUCAUUCGAAUCUAUUACAUGACAUUUCUAAGCAGAUCCGUGGAUAUCACCUGGAUCAUGGGUAAUGUCUUCAUCUGGUCCAGUGUGGAGCCGUGCAUCGGGAUUGUCUGUGCCUGUCUGCCUACCUUGCAACCCCUGCUGCGCUACGCCAAUCAGCGGAUAUUCGGCUCGCGUGUGGGGAGAUAUCUAGGUAGCUCGGAGAAUGAACUAUCCAGUCAAAAUAAGAAUGCCCCCGUGAGGAGGCCCAGGGAUUGGGACGAAAGUCUGCUUGCAAUACAGACUGUUCGGGUUGAGAUGGACUCUAUGCGCAGGGACGACGAGAGUGAAGAAGGCAGAAUCAUGGUUGAGACCGACUUCCAAGUAAUCGAGGAGAGCAAAAGGGCGUUAUAA